UGUUUCCUUUAUGUGAUUUUUGAAGCUACAAAAGGUCUGGUCACCAUUCACUUGCAUUGUAUACCUACAAAGCUAAGAUAUUCUUCUAAAAUAUUCAUUUGUGUUCUGCAGAAGAAAGUCAUACAUAUCUGGGAUGGCAUGAGGUCUGAGUCUGGGCCAAGAACUGAUCAUGGCUAAUAGAAUGAAAGGAGAAUUCAGCAAUCAGCAGACACAGCCUUGUGUUAAAAAAAGGAGAUACAAAAAAUACAUCACAGGAUCAUACAUUGGGCUCAUUGCAUCGGCAAUUCAAGAUUCACAGGGCAAGAUGCUGACAUUCAAAGAGAUAAUGAAGACGCUGGAACCAUUUGUAUUUGGAAACAGAAAGGGUGCUGAGAACAACAUCAGAGUCUGUCUGUCAUCAAACAGUUGUUUUGUAAAGGUGCCAGUCAAUCCGGAAUACCCAAAUCCCAAGAAGAACUACUGGAAAGUGGAUGAGAGUGGCAUUACUCCAAAAAUGCUCCGCCGACAUUUCAAACACAUAAUCGACAAGUUUCCAGGGUUGUCUCUUCAGGCACCGCAGAGGGAUGAAUGUGGAGAGAACUGUAGUGCUCCUAAACAUCUUUUGCCUGCCUGCAGUGUCCCAGAAAACAAAAGUGAAGCCAAAUUUACAGGCCCAUUUUCAAUUGAAUCUUUAUUAAAGAGCGACCACAAAGUGAUUGAAUUGGAGGAAUAUUCACACUAUAAAGACACUCGAUGUGCAGCAAUGAAGAGAAAGAACUGCUAUGACUAUGACACAACAGGGUGUUAUUACCCUAAUUCAACAAUGGGAUCUGAAUUCUAUCCAGCAGAGUUUGCAUCUGUCUGCAGGCCCACAGUUCGGACUGUCUCCUUUGCAGAUUUCGUAUGAUCACCGUGUUCUCAAUAACUUCUGCAGCUCCCCUUUAAUGUAUGCCUCUG
This is a messenger RNA of Myxocyprinus asiaticus (Chinese sucker), 936 nucleotides long. RefSeq names its product forkhead box protein H1-like. Gene Ontology annotation, biological process: anatomical structure morphogenesis; cell differentiation; regulation of transcription by RNA polymerase II. The record is from RefSeq and is a predicted model, not a curated record. Bases 170 to 886 code for a protein of 238 amino acids. Gene Ontology annotation, molecular function: DNA-binding transcription factor activity, RNA polymerase II-specific; RNA polymerase II cis-regulatory region sequence-specific DNA binding. Lineage: Eukaryota; Metazoa; Chordata; Actinopteri; Cypriniformes; Catostomidae. The transcript has 4 exons.